AUGAUAGCGCCAUUGUUAAGGAAGUAUAGCUCACAGGCCAGUGCACUCCAAUUGGCAUAUGACCACUUACCAGGCAAAAACAGCCAACUAUCACCUGUGGUUAUUCUUCAUGGUUUGUUCGGAAGUAAGCUUAAUAACAGGACGAUUGGCAGAGGAAUCAACAGCAAUCUAGGCAGGGAUGUAUAUUUAGUUGAUCUACGUAACCAUGGCAGCUCACCUCAAUCGCCAAUGCAUGACUACCAGUCCAUGAGACUUGACCUGGAAAAGUUUGUCGACGAUCAUAAGCUGGAAAACCCUAUAGUCAUGGGCCAUUCAAUGGGUGCUAAGGUCGCUAUGCAAGCAUGCCUGUACAACCCAAAGAGAUACAAGAUGCUCAUAAGCAUAGAAAAUGCACCAGUGAAUGUGAUGCCCAAUGGUAAAUUUGUUCAGUAUAUUGACCUGUUAGAGAGACAAGUGGGCCAUCAAGUGACUUUGAAAACCGUGGAGGAGCGUCUAUCCAAGCUAGAGAAGAAUGAGCUGGUUUUGAAAUUCCUCAUGACGAUGCUGCGCCGUGACCGUGAAGGUGCAAUCGAAAGCAAGUUACCGCUGGGAAUACUCAGAGAAGCGAUUGUCAAAGGCAAGAUAUCAGAGUGGGAUGUUAAGGACAGACGAUACAAUGGGCCCAGUUUAUUCAUACGAGGCACCGAAUCUGCAUACAUCGCUGACGAGUACAUAGUACCCAUCUCUACAUACUUCCCUAACUUCGAAUUAAGAGACGUAAAAGGUGGACACUGGAUAAACGUCGAGAACUCCUCCGCGUGCAUAGAAUACAUCUCUGAAUUCAUCGAUAGAAAGGAGGACAUAUAA
Nakaseomyces glabratus is the source of this 846-nucleotide messenger RNA. It is a transcript of the gene IMO32, whose product is annotated as Imo32p. Gene Ontology annotation, molecular function: carboxylic ester hydrolase activity. The record is from RefSeq and is a predicted model, not a curated record. Gene Ontology annotation, cellular component: mitochondrion. Lineage: Eukaryota; Fungi; Ascomycota; Saccharomycetes; Saccharomycetales; Saccharomycetaceae.